Messenger RNA from Fraxinus pennsylvanica, 459 nucleotides. The record is from the annotation of a GenBank genome assembly. NCBI's taxonomy places the organism in Eukaryota, Viridiplantae, Streptophyta, Magnoliopsida, Lamiales, Oleaceae.
AUGGCACUUCCAUGGUUGAAUAAAUUGCUGGAAACUGUAUUUUUCGAACCGUGUCCACUUCAUGGAGAUUUUGGAGUACCAGGCGAAUGCAAUCUGUAUUGCAUUAGCUGCAUGGGAGAUCCAUUUUGUAUUCACUGUAGAGAACCACACAAUGACCAUCGAGAUCAGGUUCUUCAGAUAAGGAAAUGUUUGCAUCAAGAGGUCGUAAGGGUCGAUGACAUUGAGAAGCACUUCGACAUUUCUUCGAUACAGGUAUACAAAAUAAAUGACCAACCUAUUGUUUUUCUGAAUAAGCAAGAGGAGACUAGAAGGCAUGGAAGAGUUAAUUGUCAAAUGUGCAACCGAUACCUCUCCAACCAAGAUUCAAGGUUUUGCUCUAUCAGUUGCAAGGUAAAUACAGUUUCGAAUUCCAGCCUCGAACAUCAAGCAAACGAGAAAAGUAUUCCUCAUUCCUUAUAA